Lotus japonicus is the source of this 1347-nucleotide messenger RNA. RefSeq lists its product as uncharacterized. Bases 1 to 1347 code for a protein of 448 amino acids. The record is from RefSeq and is a predicted model, not a curated record. The transcript has 8 exons. Lineage: Eukaryota; Viridiplantae; Streptophyta; Magnoliopsida; Fabales; Fabaceae.
AUGUUGUCAGCUUCUUUGCUCUGUGUUAGAAGGAUGAAGAUUUUCGGCGUUGAUGAAGUUCAACUAGUCACACGUAUAGCCAGCAGGCUUAAGAAGAAAAAGCAGGAAGAGCAGGUGAAGACCUCUCAAAGCACUCCUAAGACAUACACGAGUUCUCAGGUUGAGGUUCCUGAGAAGAACAAACAAGAGAAAAAGAAAGGAAAAGGGAAGGACUCUGCUAGUAAGAGUAAGAAGAGGAAGCAUGUCUCUGAAAAUGUGCCAGACAUUUCUACUACUGUCAGGAAGAGGGUAAAUGGAAAAAGAGUUCCCUUAAAUGUUGCUGAUGUCCCUCUAGACAAUGUAUCUUUCCACUCUGCAGAAAAUGCUCAAAGAUGGAAAUUUGUCUCUCAUAGGAGGAUUGCUAGGGAGAGAGAACUAAGUGAAAAAGCUUUAGGAAUCCAGGAGAUCUUGAAUCUUCCGAGUGAAGCUGGUCUAAUGAAGACUGUCAGGGAUCUUGGCAGAUGUUAUGAGAAACUGGUUAGGGAGUUCAUUGUAAACAUUCCCUCUGAUUGUGAGGAUGAAAGUUCUGAAGAAUUCAACAAAGUUUUUGUGAGAGGAAAGUGUGUGAAUUUAUCUCCUGCUGUGAUCAAUGAGUAUUUGGGAAGAAACUCUGAAGCUGUGGUUGAGGGGGAGUCUGACCUUAAUGAAGUGGCUAGUGUCAUCACUGGAAAACUGGUCAAGAAGUGGCCCAAGAAAGGAUUGCUGCCCUCUGGAAAGUUGACUGCCAAGUUGAUCUUCUUGAUAGGUACAGGAGCCAAGGUGGAUUUUGGCCAACAUGUGUUUGAGCAGAUUAUCAAGCAUGUUGGAUCCUUUGUUGUGAAGCUGCCUAUCAUGUUUCCCUAUCUCCUGAUUGAACUGAUCUUGCAGCAAAAUCCAGGCAUUUUGAAGGAUGAUGAGCUUCAAGACAUUGUGUUGUAUGCUGCCAAGGGUGGUGCUAGUGCAAGUGGAGCCAAGAGGGUUACUGAUUCAAGUAAGGAGGACAUUCUUGGUGAACUGAGAGAGAUCUUCAAAUCUCUUCAAGAUACCAUUCAAGCCAGCAAGGUUAGAAAGCAUAAUGUUGAUCAGCUCAUCAGAAAGAUGAUUGAAGCAUAUGUUGAAGAUGAAGCGGACCAUGCUGAGGAAGAAGAAGAAGAAACUCUACACUGGUUUGAUGAUGUGGAUGUGGUAGUUAGUUUGUUGGUAGCUACUUCUGUGGAUGUUUGGAAGUUUUUAAAGAUUGACUUCCUGUUUUUUCAUGGACUCUUUGUUCGUUCAAGCCCAUCGAAGACAAGGUCUGAAGAACUGCUAUAUGAGAAGACCAAUACCUAG